Drosophila obscura is the source of this 1218-nucleotide messenger RNA. RefSeq lists its product as uncharacterized. The transcript has a single exon. The record is from RefSeq and is a predicted model, not a curated record. NCBI's taxonomy places the organism in Eukaryota, Metazoa, Arthropoda, Insecta, Diptera, Drosophilidae. The coding region runs from base 1 to 1218 and encodes 405 amino acids.
AUGGAUUAUCUGGACGUAAAAGACCAGCUAGAGCUCGCGUCUUCGAACGUGUUUAUGGGAGAGAUGUUCAAGAGGUACGCAAGCCAUCGGUACAAACAUAUGAAUGAAUCGCUCACGAUAAGGAUUGGCGACACACCAUAUCUGCAGAAACUGUUGCAGAUUGUUGGCGAGAAUCUGGUAACCUAUGAGCAACCAUUGACUUUCGUUCAAAAUAUAUUCCACCUGGAGGACCAUUGUAGGAAUGUAAAAAAUUUGAAAAUGGGUUUUGACCUGAACUCGAUAGAAUGGCCCCAUCUACUCAGCUUCAAAAAGAUCAAAUCUUUGGACACUGAAAUAUGGUCAGACCAUGCACUACAAGAAGACAGAGAUAAGUUGUAUACGGAAUUUGUAAACAUUCUCAAGCAUUUGCCGUGCCUAAAGAAACUGAAGUUGAAGGCUGUCGAAUAUAACGGAGGAGGAUUGCAUUAUCUUGAACAGCUGGAAUCUCUGGAGCUGGAUGUCCAUGAGGAUUUCGAUGGCAAGAACUUGGAGUAUUGCUGCCAAACGAUAAAGCAACUACGCCAUCUGGACAUUGCACAUACUAGAAACCUCACUAAGAACAAUUUUGAAAUUCUGGUGACGAACUGGCAGCAGCUGGAACGUCUGGCCUUUUCUGUACAGUGCUUCGACUCAACGAUGCCCUAUGAGCUGGUCUGCCAGUUGCCCAGGUUACAACAUUUGCAGGUGGUGCAUGACGGUUCUGUACGCGACUCGUUAAUCGAGGGAUUGAUCAACAAAAAGGGCUCUCCUCUGGAAAGUCUUAUCCUGGGACCAGACAAGUUGUCCGUUGAUCAGGUUAAACGUCUUUGCAAUAUUUCUACACUCAAGGAACUCGAAGUAGCCUGCGACACCGUCCCCUUGGCGGACUUACUGAAGCUGAAGAACCUUCUAUACCUCCACAUAUCCAUGCCAAUUACGAAUGACCAUGUUCUAGACCUUCUAAAGGGGCUUCCGCUCCUAAAGGUUCUCAAUAUACAAGUUUACGAUAUGAUAAACAAAGAUAACUUAGUGGAUAGUGUUCGUACCUGGGUGAGCGAACAGAAGGAGCAGCGUGGGAAGAUACAAAUCUAUUUCGAAUUCUAUAUGCGCGAUAUUUUGUAUGCUAAUCAUUUGGUUGAAAUCAAAAUUGAUUGCUUAGAUCCCAUAUUAAUAAACAAAGAACUUAGUGAACGAGUUUAG